Caenorhabditis auriculariae is the source of this 6910-nucleotide messenger RNA. The record is from the annotation of a GenBank genome assembly. NCBI's taxonomy places the organism in Eukaryota, Metazoa, Nematoda, Chromadorea, Rhabditida, Rhabditidae.
AUGGAACCCAAGGCGUGGGCCGGGCCGGCCCGAGUCGGGCCGCCCGAUCUGACACGCAAGCCUGUUUCUGACGACAGUUGCUCACUCUGAUAAACUCAGUAAAUCCUAGGCAACAUGCCCUGACAAUUCAGUUCCUCAACAGUGGUAGUUGAGAGAGGAAGUUUUUUCGCAGUGGUUAUGUCAUGGAGACGGCAGCAACUUGUUAACUGCUAUCACCACCUUCGGGAACGCGCGAACAUGUGAGUCGGAAACGAGUUUGGCGACUGAUGGCGCCGGCGACUUUUAACCCUACAAGGGCAAUCCGACGUGAGUAGAAGGCGUGCGUUAACAAUGGAAACGGACAGGUUGCGGGGUCGAAGAACUCAAACAAAACAACGCCGCCAGCGACAAUAACCGCCCAGUCCCGCAGUUUUUCCCAUUUGCCACGAUUGCAGAUUUAUCUGCGAGGUCCAUCCUUACGUAGAAUAGUCUCUUUUUUUAGUGGAAUCUUUCGCUACCAACUACAACUUCCAAACAGCUGUUUUGUUCAUGGGCAUGCCCGAAAAUUGAGACGUCAAUGAUUAAUCUCACUUCACUUCCGUUGUCUCGAUUUCUCAUUCAACUUCGCGUGAUACUGGUCCAAAAAUCAUUCAAUUUUUUGCUAUUGUUUUGAUCAUUCCGCAAUAUUCCUGAAUAAUCGAACGAAUAGGUUGGUUGCUCGCCAAAUGGUAGUUAAACAAGUUUUUCUCUGCAUCAUAACAAGCCGCUUUUUUUUUACCGUGUUCUGUCCUAGUUUUUGGAUCAAAAAAGGUUUUCUCUAGAAUUUUUUUUUUGUUAAAUUUUUAGUAAAAAGUGUAGAGUUCAUUUAUAGGAGCAAUAAAAAUCAGUAAAUUAUGAUCUGAAUCAGCAAGAGUAUGAUUUACCUGCCAAGUUAACGAUUCAUAUUAUUUUUCCACCCAACCUCGCAAUAACCACAACUUUUGAAACUAAACCAGGUGUUUCACUGAUUUCAAUCAAUUGGUCUGGAAAUAACCUUUUGAGCUAACAGAAAAAUGUUUCCAUUGCUCGUUUCAAGUCGGAAAAUUCUCCUGCCGACACGAAAUUCCAAAUAAAACCGAACAAAAAAAAGUUGUCAAAAGAUUAGUUUUAGAAGCAAAACUUGCAUAAAAAGCUCUGUAGUCCCUAACUUGAGUUACUAACUCGGAACGAAAGUUUCACUUUGAGGAAAAAUUUUACAAUAAAGUGUUCGAAAAAAUGUUAUUCUAGACUUUUUUUUUUCAUGAAACUUCAACUUUUUUUUUGGAAGCAUCAACAGUCGGAAAGGCGAAUCUACCCAAAAUGUAAAGUUAUUUUCUCUUUUUAUAAAAGUUUAUUUUCAAAUCAUUUCCUCUAAAGCUCAAAAGAAGCAUAGACCUUCCGAUCACUCAGACUAUUCACGAUUCUCGUGCCACGCGAGUUUUGAUCGACGCAACUCGUGUCAAUCGUAGCGUGAGUCGUGAAAUGGGAAAAUCCUUCCGCCUGCGACCGGAUAGAUCGGAUAAUUGCCUAUGUGCCUAAAUCGAUUAUUGGUCUACAGUAAUCUUUCUGUCUCAUUGGAACACCCCAAUGUAUGUUUUUCAACCACUUCUCGCUUCGAUAUUAGUUCUUGUUUGUGUGAGGCAACGUCGAAGAAGUAACAAUGUUAAGAGGAUUUGAGAACAAAAAAGCCUUCAGAUAGUCUGUUUAACAAAAUCAAGAGCAAAGUGGAGGUACUAAUAACAUUUUUCGUCUCUUGGAACUCCACUUUUGUCAUAGAAAAGCUCUAAAUACAUUUUUUUUUUUUUGAAGCUUCCGCAUAUGAGUCUAAUUAUCAACACAGUGAUAAUUUUUUUUUAUAAAAGUUUCAUUUCUAGUUGAAUUUUCAUAAAAUUUUCCUUCGUGGUCAUUACGUUACACAGCAAGCAAGAAAUCCCGCCUUUUUUGAAUUCUUUACUGGUUAAGGGAAAGAGAUCUUUUAUUUACUCAUGACAUUCUCUUCUUUUUCUCACAAUAAGCGAUAACUAGACGAUAAAUUCCAACUGACAAUGAAAUAAACCUAAGAAAAGCAGAAACCAGUGAGGCGGCCGGUUUUCCGUUUCUUUUUCCGUCUUCUCCUCUCCUAGUUUCAAUAUUUGAACGCCACCCCCACGUGCUGCCAACUGUGUAUAAAUAGUACUCUAAUCGAGAAUUUUUCAAACUUUCAAUCUUUUUCGUGUCUUUCUAGGAUAUCAGGUAUUGCAGGAGGAUGAACACAAGGGUCGGCGACGUGGAAAGUCCGCGGCGUGGCAGCCCGAGCGAGGUCUUCAGCCGCGACAUCGACCGUAUCCACAAGGACGGACACCACAAAAAAACCAGGUCUCACCUUUUUCUAAGUUGUCUGAACAAAAUACUUGAAAAGUGUUACUUUUUACAGCAAAGAGUACACGAUGAUAUGAAAAAGAUUUGAGAUUUUUUUAUUUGAUAUUUGAUAAGAAAGACUUUAUUUGAGCUUUGCGAGCGGAGUUACUAAUUUUUUUGUUGUGAGAAAAAAAGGAAGAAAUUGAGAUUCAUUUACAUUUUUUUAAAUCGAAAAAAAGCAUCAUUUCUUGCACUUAUUGUUUUUUUAGUAAGUAAAAAAAUUAGUGAAUACAUUUCAUCUCGACAAUGAGUACUAGCAAAAAAAGAUAUUAAAAAAAUUGGGGUGCUGUUCGAUUUUGUUUGUCUUUUCCCUGUUGACCAUUUGACACGAAAAAUCGGUCAAAGGCUUCAUCGAUCCCCAGUUCGGCCAAAUGCGUAUCCAUAUCGAGUCUCUCGAAGGCCUGACUUCUUCGGAAACUCUUAAACAGUCUAAAUUAUCUUCAUUAAGACGUCGUCUAACUCAUCGCUUCGCUAUUUUCUUUAGAAUCCGAAGGUUAAAUUUUCUUCCUUUAUUCAAUUUUUUUCAACGAUUUCAAAAUGGAUCAUGGUCGUUGGAAAAUAAAAGUAUUCCCAAAGUUCCUGCUGUACAAACAAAUUUCGGUUUUCCCUCAAAGCUUCUUUUUGUUUGCGGGUGUCAUUGAAACUGUAAACUAUCUCACUCUCCGUAAUCAAACUUAAAAGUAUUGGAAUUCAAGGAAAUCCAGUUGUUACAUUGGUUACAAUUAAUCUGAGCGAUGGCAGCGCCCAUCCGGAAUAAAUCCGCUUUUCUGGCACGACGCCCACUUUCUAUAAAUCCGUAAUCAAUUGAUAAAGUCUCGUUUUGCCUUGCACUUUUCCUCAUUUUCCCACUGAUGAGCCUCCAGUCGAAGUGAGUUAAUUUUAAGGUAGUUUCAUAGGAAGUAACUGAGACUCGUUUCUCAAAAAGUAUUCCGUUCUCCCAAGAACUUUGCAGCGCUGUAAAAACAAGCCGUCACGGUUUUUUUUUUCUGAUUUAUUGUUCUUCGUAUUUUAUGGCGGCCUAUCGCCAUGAGAAGAAUUGCUAGGAUGACAAUGUUCAAAGUUUUUGUGAGAAAAGUGAACGCUCCCCUUUCGUUUUCUGCAGAGUCAGCAAAAAGUGUCCCAUUAACUAGGUGAGUUGUAGAUCAUUUUUAUUAAUUCGCCACGGCUUCGGAAGUGUCUGCGUUCUCUUUUCCCUCAUCAUCGAGGCCAAAAUGAAAACAGAAUAAAGAACGUCGAGAGAAAAGAGAUCUCAGAUUAAUCAUACUUUUUACUUUGAAGUUUCAGCGAAUAGGUAUGUUAUAAAUGAGAAACCAUCAUCAAACUACUUUGUAUUUAGCUUCGAAAAACUUCAGUUGGAUUUUUUUUCGUUUUUCGGAAAAAAAAACAAUGGAUUUGGGUUGAGAUGGGCGCGAACGAUGGCCAUCGUGUGCGCAGUCCUGGCGACGGUGUUCCUCCUCUCGACCGUCGCUUUGGCCAUCGUCGUCGGCAUCAAGUACAGUCAAGACGACAAACAGAAGGAAUCUACGGUUGGUUCAUUUUUUCUGACAAUUUAUCUCAGUGGAAUCGGAAAAUCAUUCAGCAAAAGGUAGUUAACGAGCCAUUUGAACCGUCUGCAGAACCGACAAUGUCACCUGUAUCGGUAAACUGAAACGUUGUUUCUAAAAAAAAUUUGUGUUGGCUUUUGUGAUUGUUUGAGUGUUUUAUCUCGGUUCGAACAUGAUUGCAAAUGUUACAGGAGCCGAGACAAAAUAGCCACUUCGACUGGCCGGCACCAUCCGGAAGUCUUUUCGCGCAUUACAAGAAGGCGGCGGUCGCUUCAGACCACGGCCUGUGCUCGGAGAUCGGAAGGUGCGUUCUGUAGAUGACCACGGACGGAAGGACGUUCAGAGAUGUGCUCAUCGACGGAGGCAACGCCGUCGAUUCGAUGAUCGCCACGCUUCUCUGCAUCGGAACUGUCAAUCCUCAGUCUUCGGGCAUCGGCGGAGGCUUCCUCAUGACUCUCUACAACUCGUUCGUUUUUUUUUCGUGGGAAUUUUAGAAUUUAACAAUCUAAGUUUUCAUUCGAUUUCAGUCUUCCUCAGUUUGUCAAAAAAAGACAUGAUUGGCUCUUUGAAACAAAAAAAAGCUUGGGUUUGAAAAAAAAAAGAAGAAAAUAAAUAAAAAGAAUGUCUGGUUCUGAACGAUAAGUGAUGAUUGUAGGUCAACAGGCCUCUGUCAGUCGAUCAACGCCCGCGAAUCGGCUCCUUCUGGAGCCACCGAAACUAUGUUCGUGGCAAAUCCUUCGGAAAGCGUCGUAGGUUGUACUUCCGUCGUUUCUUCCGCCGCAAAGCAAAAAACUCAGGAUACAAGUCCAUCGCAACGCCUGGGGAAGUGCAUGGCUAUUGGACAGUGUUCAACAAGUUUGGUUCUGGCAAAGUGACGUGGCGCCGUCUGUUUGAACCGUCGAUCUCGUUGGCUCACAGCGGCUUCCCAGUUUCUUCCAACCUCGCGAUGGUCCUAGCGGACAAAGAGAAACUUAUUCGCGAAGACCCCAACAUGAAGUAGUCCAAGGAACUCUUCCAGUGCGAACUUGGCCUUUUGCAGAGAUAUAUUUGUCAACCCGAGGACCAAUCGCGUAUACGAAGAAGGCGACAUACUGAAGCGACAUCGCCUCGCCAACACCUACAGUCUGCUCGCCAAUGCUACGGAUCCCGUCGAGUUGUUCUACAAAGGCGGUGUCGCUCAGACGAUUGCAGGAGAAAUUACGGACAACGGCACGUGUUUCUUUUUCUGAUUUUCUUCUGCCCCGGUGUUUGUUUGUUCUGCUCUAAUAUUGACGGUUCAAGCGAGCACUAAUGGACUAGAAAAAGUAGGCAAAAAUAAGUUUUCUUUAAGAAAUAUUUCAUUUUCCGAAGGUUGAUUUUUUGAGGUGGUUUGGUGAACGAGUCGGACUUGGCUGCCUACGAAACUCUGAUAGAAGACUCGCCGCUGAUCAGCGGACACCUGCCUGGAGAUUUGGAGAUGUGCGGACCUCCGCCGCCUUCUUCUUUCGUCAUAACCCAGGCAAUCGUUAACAUAAUGGCCCGUAUGUUUCCUUGUUCUGCCCUUUGAUAGCCCUGGUUCCUUUAGAAUUUUACAAAGACGGAAAAGUUGACCUCGACGAUCCGCUCGUCUACCACAGGCUCAUCGAAGCCGAGAAGUUUGCGUACGGUCAGAGAACCAAACUCGGCGAUCCUCGUUACGUCGAAACUUCCAAGCAACUUGUCGAAGAGAUGAUGUCUGCGUUAGUGGGCGCGAUAAUGGUCUAGAAAAGGGCUUCUUCUCAGGGAAUACGCCAAGAAGAUUGCGCAAAAAAUUGCCGAUGUCGCCCAGCCAAUCGAAUUCUACGGCUCCGAUAUGACUGGAAUGGUGCGUUCAAAAUUCCAAUUGUAGUUAUAUUUUCUUUCAGUCGGAGGACAAAUUAUUUACGGUAAGAAACACUUGUUCCGUUAUUUUUGAAACGUUGUGUUGUCCGUUUUGCAUGGAGACUGUACCACGAAGUAAAUCUGAUUUCUUGCACAUCUCCGUAUUUUCACUGGAAAACUUUUUUUUACCUUUUUAAGGAUGAUUUUACAGGCUCCGGACCAUGGUACCUCGCAUGUGACCAUAAUCGACGCUCAAGGCAACGCCGUUUCCACGACUUCAACCAUCAACCAAAUGUCAUUUCUCGUCCCAUUGUCAAUCCUCAAUCUUGAUUUUGCAGUUUUGGCGCAGUAAGAGCCUCACCGACCCUGGGCAUAGUUUGGAAUGACCAAAUGGACGACUUUUCUUCUCCCGGGCUCAAAAACUCGUUCGGCUACGCGCCGUCUGAAACAAACUUCAUUGCGCCGGGAAAACGUCCCAUGAGCAGCAUGAGUCCGAUGAUCAUCUACAACAAGAACGAGAACCGCGUGGAGAUGGUGGUCGGCGCUUCUGGCGGUUCCUACAUCAUUUCCUCGACCGCCCAGACCGUCGUCCGCUCUCUGCUCUUCAACCAGACAGUCAAGGUCUGUGAUGUAGAAAAACUGGAUCACAGAAAGUUUUCAAUUGAAAAAGUACGUUCAAACUUUUUCUUCUCGAUUCUUAAAAAAAAAAAAAGUGACUGGGAAGGUCUCCUCGCUGUGAUUUGCUGCAUCAAGUUCCCGACGAAACUGUGCAGCCCAUAAGAAUUUAUAUUUUGUUUGCUCCAAAAACAGUUUAAGCAAGCGGUGGACUCUCCGCGCUUCCACAACCAAUACUUGCCCGAGGCCACAGAAUGUGAAGAAGCCGUACCAAUCGUGAGUCGACUUCUGUGUGACCCAAAAAUGUAGAUGGCCUUGCAGGAAUUGCGGAAAGUCCUUGUCGAGCAGUACAAACAGAACUUCACAAUGGUACCCAAGCAGAAAUCAGUGGUCCAAGCACUUCAAUCCGAAGAAGGUCUAUCUGGGCUUUUCUUCGUUUUUCACUACGUUUUCCAGGAUUUAUCAAUGGCAACAGCGAUUUCCGGAGGGCAACCGCUACCUAUCCAGCCGGUUACUAG